AUGGCUCUCUUCUUUUCUUCUAAAAACAACCCAGCAUUUCUCAUUCUCUUCUUUUUAUCAUCUCUUCUCUUUCUCACUACCCAACAAUGCAACCAUCACCACUUCUCUGCUUUGCUCGACUUAAAGAAUGGCCUUGACUUCCCUGCUCUUUACACCCUCUCUACUCUCCCCUCUUGGAAUUCGAACAAUCCCGAUUGCUGCUCUUGGGAAGGCAUCACGUGCGAUGGACCCACUGGUCACGUGAUCAGCCUCGACCUCAGUGAGCUCUCUAUCUUUGGUCUCUUCUUUUUAUCAUCUCUUCUCUUUCUCACUACCCAACAAUGCAACCAUCAUCACUUCUCUGCGUUACUCCACCUCAAGCAUGGUUUUAACUUCACUGCUUCCACCCUCUCUACUCUCCCCUGUUGGAAUUCAAACAAUACCGAUUGCUGCUCUUGGCAAGGCAUCACGUGCCAUGAGGUCACUGGUCACGUGAUCAGCCUCGACCUCAGUGGCCUUCGGAUCAGGGGUCGGAUUGAUUUUGAAAGCCUCUUUCAUCUUCGGAGCCUGCAGAAGCUCAACCUCGCCUACAAUGGGUUUGAUCCCUCUCCAUUCCCUUAUGGGUUUGACCAGCUCACCAGUUUGACCCAUCUCAACCUCUCUCACUUAUCCUUUUAUGGCCAAAUCCCACUGGAAAUCUCCCGCUUGACCACUUUGGUUUCUCUCGAUCUUUCUGGCAAUCAAUAUUGGAAUGGUUCUGGAUUUCAAUACCUGAAACUCGAAAACCCAAGCAUUGGAGCAGUCGUCCAAAACCUGUCCAAUCUGAGUGAACUCUAUCUGGACUGGGUAGACAUCUUACUGCAGGGCCAGACCUUAGAUUUGCCACUCCCUACUCUCCGCAAGUUGAGCUUAAUAGAUUGUCUUCCUUCAGGUUCCAGAUAUUCUUCCCUUUCGCACCUCCAUUUCUUAACUGAACUCGACCUCAGCGGAAACAAUCUAUCCUCUGCAGUGCCCAGCUUCCCAGGGAGUCUCCGCAAGUUGAACUUACGAUAUUGUGGUCUUUCAGACUCCAUCUUUUCUUCCCUUUCACAGCUCCAUUUCUUAUCUGAACUCGAUCUCAGUGAAAAUUACGAUGUCUCCUCUGCAGCGCCCAGCUUCCCAGGGAGUCUCCGCAGGUUGUUCUUACAAGAAUUGCCCAGUUUCCCAGGGAGUCUCCGCAAGUUGAUAUUACAAGAAUGUGGUCUUUCAAGCUCCAUCUAUUCUUCCCUUUCACAGCUCCAUUUCUUAUCUGAACUCGAUCUCAGUCGAAACAAUCUCUCCUCUGCAGUGCCCAAUUUCAUAGGCAACUUAUCCUCCUGGACAUCCCUGCUCCUUACAGAGUGUGGAUUGCAUGGAAAAUUCCCUGACAGUGUUUUCCAGCUGCCAAAUCUACAAAUCAUCGACAUAUCAGACAAUCCACUUGUAGCUAUCAAUUUGCCGGAGUUCCCUCAAAACAAUACUCUACAGCGAUUGAUCCUUUCAUACACUGGAUUCUCAGGAAAGUUACCAGAUUCUCUCGGUAAUCUCAAAUUCUUGACUCAUUUAGCCCUCAGGAAUUGCAACUUGUCAGGAUCAUUACCAUCCUCACUUUGGAACCAUACCAAACUGCAAUAUCUGUAUCUUUCAUCCAAUAAAUUGAGCGGUCUGAAUCUCAAAGAAAUCAUCUUACGGAAUAAUUUGCUCAAUGGGACCAUUCCAUCAUCAUUGCUUUCACUUCCAUCAUUACAAAGGUUGGAUCUGGGAGGUAACCAACUUAGCGGUCAACUUGGCGAGUUCCACUCUUCUCCACAGCUGGAGAACCUCUAUUUGGAUAGCAAUAAAUUUCAGGGGAUGAUACCCAGAUUUAUCUUUCAACUUACCAACCUUCGAGAACUUUACCUUUCUUCCAAUGAUUUCAGUGGUGUUGUGGAGCUAGGCUUAUUUCAAAACCUCAAAAACCUUUACUCUCUGGAUCUUUCAGAUAACAACUUGUCAGUCCAAUAUGGCAGCGGUAAUUCCACAUUUGUUUCCAUCCCCCAGUUUCAAUCUUUGUUGUUACGUUCUUGCAACAUCAGCACAUUUCCAAAUUUCUUGAGAAAUCAAGAGAAGUUGGUGGAAUUGGACCUCUCCUACAAUAAAAUUAGUGGUGAAAUACCCAAAUGGAUAUGGGAGGUUGGCAAUGGGUCUUUAAUCUCUUUAAAUCUUUCUCACAACGUUCUGCAGGGAAUAAAACCAUCUCCCCAUCUUUUGUUGAGUGACUCUCGCGUUAUUGACCUUAGCUUCAACAUGUUGAAAGGUUCACUUCCAAUCCCAUCACCCUCCGUUGUAUUCUUUUCAGUUUCAAACAAUAGCCUUGGUGGUGAAAUCCCUCGAUCAGUUUGCAAUGCAACAUCCCUAACAGUCCUUGAUUUAUCUCACAAUCACUUCAUUGGUCAGAUUCCACCAUGUUUGGGUGAGAUUGGUGAUGCCCUGUCUGUGUUGAAUCUUCAAGGAAAUGCUUUCAAUGGCACCUUACUUCAGACAUUUAAAGAGGGAUGCAACAUACAAACGCUUGAUCUCAGCAGGAAUCAAUUAGAGGGCCCAGUGCCAAGGUCUUUGGCUAAUUGCAAAAUGUUGGAGGUAUUAAACCUGGGAAACAAUCAAAUACAUGACACCUUCCCUUUAUGGUUGGGAACUUUGUCCCAGUUGCGUGUUCUCGUCUUGAGAUCCAACCAAUUUCAUGGCACCAUUGCGCAUCCUCUAACAAAUCACCCUUUCCCACUGUUACAAAUUUUCGACCUCUCUUUCAAUAGCUUUGAGGGUAAUUUUCCAUCAAAUAUGUUCAAGAGCUGGAAGGCAAUGAUGGAAGAUGACAAAUCCCAAUCUUUGGUCCUUGGCAAAAUGAUAGACAGAAACGGAAGUUCCAUAUACUAUCAAAACAAAGUGUCUUUAGUCAGCAAAGGGCUACAGAUGGAACUAGUAAAGAUCCUUACAGCCUUUACUGUAGUGGAUCUCUCGGAAAACAAAUUUCAUGGGGAUAUCCCAGAAUCAAUUGGGGAUCUAAAGUCACUCCUUGUGCUCAAUAUGUCCAACAAUGAUUUAACCGGCAGAAUUCCAACAUCAUUUCAGAAUCUAAGGGAUCUAGAGUCAUUAGAUCUCUCACAUAAUAAAUUGUAUGGAGAGAUCCCUUGGCAGCUAACAGAGCUAACAUUCCUUGCAGUAUUGAAUCUCUCACAGAAUUUUCUCGUGGGAAAAAUACCACAAAGCCGGCAGUUUCUUACAUUUAAUAGCGAAUCAUUCAAAGAGAACUUUGGAUUGUGUGGACCUCCACUAUCAAAGAAAUGCGAAGAUGCAGAGAGUGCACCACCGUCCGCUCUAUUAACAUUGCAAUUUGAAAGGAAAUAUGACUGGGAAUUAAUGUGGAUAGGAUUUGGAGUUGGACAUGGAGUAGGUGUAGGGAUGCUUUUCUGGACCCUAGCACUUUGGAGGAAGGGAAGGAGAGAAUUCUAUAUAUUUAUUGAUAGAAUGCUUUCCUUAAUUUUUCCUUCCACGGUGUUUCCUCGAUAG
Messenger RNA from Magnolia sinica, 3543 nucleotides. Its product is annotated as receptor-like protein 7. Gene Ontology annotation, molecular function: protein binding. The record is from RefSeq and is a predicted model, not a curated record. The transcript is spliced from 2 exons. NCBI's taxonomy places the organism in Eukaryota, Viridiplantae, Streptophyta, Magnoliopsida, Magnoliales, Magnoliaceae. The coding region runs from base 1 to 3543 and encodes 1180 amino acids.